This is a messenger RNA of Penicillium riverlandense, 459 nucleotides long. RefSeq lists its product as uncharacterized. The coding region runs from base 1 to 459 and encodes 152 amino acids. The transcript has a single exon. Lineage: Eukaryota; Fungi; Ascomycota; Eurotiomycetes; Eurotiales; Aspergillaceae. The record is from RefSeq and is a predicted model, not a curated record.
AUGAAGACUUUCCUUGCUGUCGGUCUCCUUGCAGCUCUCUGCCAGUCAGCCUUCAGUCUCGACGAGGGAAUCUACCAAAUCGGCUCCGCCUCCCUCAGCCCAUCUAUGGUCCUUACCCAGAAUGAGGACGAGGACUCUAAUCCGAUCGUUUUCGAAGUGGACACCCGUGAGUUCACCCAGCUCUGGAACAUCACCGCGAGCAAUGAGUUCCCAGAAUACUUUGCAAUCCAAGCCCUUUCUGGAACCUAUAUCAACUGUGGUACUGAUGAGGGAACCAAUUGCUCUCUGACCGAUGAUCCUCAUCUUUACAAGCCGGAGGCUGUUGGUGAUAAGGCAUAUGAGCUCGUUGAGAAGGAAUCUGGUUACUUUUUGCUUGUCAAUGAUGAUCGUAAGCUGCAACUUUCCAAUUGGGAUCACAGUCCGGAAGAGCAGUUUGUUUUCGUUGAGUUCCAAGAAUAG